UAUCCUGCACAGGCAGGAGUUUUCUAAAGAGAAGAUAUCUCUUUAAAUAGAGUGUCCUGGUGCUGACUAGUGAGUUUUCCUUCCCUCCUAUAUAAGCCCAGCGAUCCCCUCCUGCUGCAGUCACUUCUCCUCCGGCCACCAUGAGUUUCACGGUAGAGCACCACUUGUUCGGUCCAACCUCGUACCGCAAGGCUCGGCCUGCCUCCGUGUCCUCCAGCGGCUUUCACUCCCAGCGCCGCCGCCUCACCUACAGCCAGCCGUCCUCCGUCGACAGCUUUGAGACCUUCAACGGUGACAUGACGCGGAGGAGCGAGAAGGAGAUACUUCAGGCUCUGAACGACCGGUUCGCCGGCUACAUCGACAAGGUGCGGAACCUGGAGAUGCACAACCACAACUUGGAGGCGGAAGCGGCAGCUCUGCGGCAGAGCCAGGCCGGUCGCGCUUCGGUCGGGGAGCACUACGAGCGAGAGCUGGGCGACCUGAGGGGUCUCCUGCAGCAGCUGACCGGGGAGAAGGCCCGCGCCGCUCUUGAGCACGACCACCUGGAGGAGGACAUCCAGCACCUGCGGGUCAGGCUGGAGGAUGAGGCGCGAAACCGGGAGGAGUUGGAGGCUGCCGCGCGCGCCAUGAAAAAGUAUGCUGAGGAGUGCCGUCUGACGCGGCUGGAGCUGGAAAAGAAGCUCCGUUCGCUGGAAGAGGAGGACGCAUUCCUGAAGAAGAACCACGAGGAAGAAGUGGCGGAGCUCCUCGCGCAGAUACAGGGCUCGCAGGUGAGCUUCGAUAUGCGAGACACGCUCAAGGCGGACGUCACCGGCGCACUGCGAGAGAUCCGCUCGCAGCUGGACAUUCACGCAUCCAAGAGCUCAACGCAUGCUGAGGAAUGGUUCAAAGUGCGUAUGGAGCAUCUGUCUGAUGCUGCCAGGUCAAACCAGGAUGCAAUUCGUGGGACCCAGGAGGAGAUCGCCGAUUACCGCCGUCAGCUCCAGAGCCGUACUAUUGAGCUGGAGACUCUUAGAGGAACCAAGGAGUCACUGGAGAGGCAGUGUAUGGAGUGUGAAGACAGACACCACAAUGACCUCAACUCACUACAGGAGACCAUCAAUCAGCUGGACAAUGAGCUGAAAAACACCAAAUGGGAGAUGGCCACCCAGCUGAGAGACUAUCAGGAGCUGCUGAAUGUGAAGAUGGCUCUAGAUAUCGAGAUUGCUGCUUAUAGGAAAUUACUGGAGGGAGAGGAGAAUCGCUUUGUAUCAGGAGGAAGUCCGUACUCCUACCUGGAAGGCAGAUUCUCUGCCCACUUCAAAGUGAAAGGAGAGGAGAUCUCAGACACUGUCAUCGUGGAGGAACAGACAGAUGAAACCCAGGUGACAGAGGUGACAGAGGAGGCCGAUGAAGAGGAAGAGGAGGGAAAGAAAGAAGAAGAGGCAGGAGAGGAGGAAGAGGAAACCAAAGAGGAAGAGGGAGAGGGUGAGGAAGUAGAAGACAAGGAGGAGGAAGGAGAGGGUGAAGAAGAGAAGGAGGAAGAAAAGGGAGAAGGGGAGAAGGAUGAGGAGGGUGAUGAGAAGGGAGAGGAUGAGGAGGCAGGUGAGGAAGAAGAGAAGUCCAAAUCUCCAGAAAAGGCUGCAUCCCCUGCUUCAAAAUCUCCUCAACCUAAAUCCCCUGCUGUCAAAUCACCAGAAUCUAAAUCUCCACAAAAAUCACCAGAAUCUAAAUCUCCACCAGCCAAAUCCCCAAUGCCCAAAUCACCUGCCAAGUCACCUGCAGUCAAAUCCCCUGCAGGAGAUGAGUCAAAGUCACCUGCCCCAAAGUCACCAGUGUCUAAAUCCCCACAGAGCAAAUCCCCUGAAUCAAAAUCUCCUCCUCCCAUGACCCCUGAACCAAAGUCUCCAGAAAAGGAGAAGGCCAAGCCUGCUGCUGCCAAAGACACCCCUAAAGAGGAGAAAAAAGAGGAGAAGCCUCAGCCAGUCAAGGAGGAAAAGGAGAAAGAGCAACCUGUGAAGGAGGAGAAGAAGCAAGAGUCUAAGGAGAAAGAGCCAGAGAAGGCAGAUAAACCUGAUACAAAGAAAGACACCAAGACAGAUGACACUUCCAAACCUGCUGCACCUAGCAAGCCCGCAGAGGACAAACCUGCCUCCAAAACUAAAGAGAGUGCUCCCCCUGCCAAGGAGGAGAAACCCUCUGCUCCUAAACCAGAGAAGGCCGAGCCUGAGGCAAAGCCUGCCCCUAAACCACAGCCUGAGAAAACAGAGGGCAAGAAGGAGGAGAAGAAGCCAGAGGAGAAGUCCGCACCUAAAGCUGAACCCGAGAAAACAGACAGUAAGAAAGAGGAGAAGAAGCCAGAGGAGAAGUCCGCACCUAAAGCUGAACCCGAGAAAACAGACAGUAAGAAAGAGGAGAAGAAGCCAGAGAAAAAGGAGAGCAGUAAAGAAGAGAGUAAGGAAGUGAGGGAAGAAGGGAAGACAGAAAAAGCAGAGAAAUCUUCUGGCACUGAGUCAAAGGAGAGCAAGGAGGAGAAGGCCAAGAAGUAAGACUGGAUACACUGUGUUUCAGGGCAUGAGGAUAGGAAGAGGAUGAGAUGCCAAAGAACUAUGAGGGAGUAAAGAGCAGGAGAGAGGGGCUGGGUGUGCCCAGCUGUCCAAAGCAAAGCAGGUGAUAGUAUGUAAGCAAUAGUGAUUUCUGUAGCAAAUAAUCCCCUGCUCCUUAAGUAUGGCCAUUACACCCCCCACCCCCCAGCCCCAUGCUUCUGAUGUAUGACUGUAGUGAAUGCAGAAUGCUCUAAACUCUUUAUCUGAAUGUGACAACUGCCCUUAAUAAAUAACAAGUGCAUUUAAACUCAAUCCCGCUGACGGGGGCCGCAGAGGCCUGCUGUACCUACACAAGCCUUCAAGGGUAGUGAUGUCAAAACAAUGUCAAGCUAAAGAUUGUGACAGCUAUUGAAUAUAAAAAUGUAUAUUUAAGCAGAUACAAACAUCUAUUAUAUUUACAAAUAGAUGAGUAAGAAAGAUUUGACUUGAAUUUUGCUUGUUGUGCACCUUAAUGCAGCUUCUCCUGACCGGUGAACUGCAGUGUCUCACUCUUCUGGUCUGCAAUGCUAGGACAACCAUGACUGUGCUAUGUAUAAACUGCUGAGAAUAUGCAAUAUAAAAAAGACAAAUAAAGAACGAAGAAUCAAA
Micropterus salmoides (largemouth bass) is the source of this 3173-nucleotide messenger RNA. RefSeq names its product neurofilament heavy polypeptide-like. The record is from RefSeq and is a predicted model, not a curated record. NCBI's taxonomy places the organism in Eukaryota, Metazoa, Chordata, Actinopteri, Centrarchiformes, Centrarchidae. Gene Ontology annotation, biological process: axon development. Gene Ontology annotation, molecular function: structural constituent of postsynaptic intermediate filament cytoskeleton. Gene Ontology annotation, cellular component: axon; neurofilament. Bases 141 to 2528 code for a protein of 795 amino acids. The transcript is spliced from 4 exons.